This is a messenger RNA of Cladocopium goreaui, 2338 nucleotides long. The record is from the annotation of a GenBank genome assembly. Lineage: Eukaryota; Dinophyceae; Suessiales; Symbiodiniaceae.
UUACCUGGGCAUCCGAAUUCAACUGAGCAUGUGGCAUGGUCCUUAAUUGCCAUGAUCCCGGCCUUUCAGUUUGCGCUGGGGCACCAGGUCUUACAGGGCCUGGUUACGGUGGGACGCUACGAUGGGAAACGGCCAUGCAUUUCAGCUGGAACAACAGCGGGCAAGGUACUCAUCCACUGCCCGCACAAUCGCAUUGAGAAUCCCCAGAAUGAGGUCAUGUUCCUGAACAUCAACCGGAAGAUCACCUCGGUGGUCACGGGGAUGUUGCACCCAGCUUUGCAGCGGGAUGUGCUGAUGGUGGGAACGCAGACAUCGCUGAUGGUAUAUGAUGUGGAGGAAAACGCCGACCUCUUCUUCAAAGAAGUCCAUGACGGUGUCAAUGUCAUUGCCUUUGGACAACUCCCUGGCAUCGAGCAGCCCGUGUGCGUUGUGGGUGGCAACUGCUCAGUCCAGGCAUUCGAUGCGGAAGGCGGCGAGUUGUUCUGGACAGUCACAGGUGACAACGUGAGUUCAUUGGCUUUUUGCGAUGUGGACGACGACGGGCACCCGGAGCUCUUGGUGGGCACCGAAGACUUCGAGAUCCGCGCCUUGAAAUCGGAGGAGGUUCUCAAGGAGAUCACCGAGACGGACGUGGUGCUGCGCAUCGAGCCGCUGCACAAAUGUCGCUUUGCAUAUGCAUUGAUGCAUGGUACUGUUGGGGUCUAUGACAAGCUUUCUCGCGCAUGGAGAGUGAAAUCCAAGAACCGCGUGAAUUGCAUCGAUUGCUUCGAUUUGGACAACGAUGGGGUCCCAGAGCUCAUCGCUGGCUGGGAGAAUGGCAAAGUGGAAGUGCGCAACGAAAAGUCUGGGGAGGUAAUAUGCAAAGACUACUUCCAGGCACCAGUUGCUGCCCUAGUCCAUGCGGAUUAUCGCUUGGAUGGACGAGAAACCUUGAUGUGCUUGACCUCCGAGGGCGAUGUCCGCGGCUGGUUGCCAUCAAGCAGCGGCGCUGAACACAGCGGCCUGCGCAGUGGCGUCGCGGCUGUCGAAGCAAAGGAAAAUGACAGCUGGCGAGAGCUCACAGCCCAGAAGGCAGAACUGACCCAGGAGCUCGCCAGCUUCAAGGAGCAGCUGAAGCAAUACAAGUCAGAUGGCAAAGAGACUGGCCAGGGCGUCAUACCAACUGACACGAAGCUCAACGCGUCCUUGAAAGCGAACAAGACACAUGGCACCGUGGAACUUCAUUUGAUGACUUCCAACUACUCGGUGAUCCGUGCAGUCGUCAUCUUUGCAGAGCAUCUCUUCGAUGGAGAGGCCUGCAUGUUGCAUCCGUUGCCGCCUUCCAACAAUGUCAUCGUGCAGAUCUCUCCGGCUAAGGACGUCCAGACCACCAUGAACAUCAAAGCCAUGACUGGCGUCACUUUGAGUAGCGUCCAAUACCAUGUCUUUGAACUCAACUACACCAUGCCUAAAUUUGCCAUGUACCACCAGGUGGAUGAAACUCAAGCCCCCAGUGGUGCAGUGACUUUCGUCGUUCAGGAAAGGCCGAAUCGGAUUUGGUCCUGGAUCCAGCGAUCUUUCAUCUCAAUCCCUGAGCAGAUGCCAGCUGCCACUGGGAGCAAUAGCCUGGAGGUGAAUUUCAUUUCUUUGCGUACCGGUGAGCCAUUGUGCAUUACCAUGAGCAGCCAGCAAGCGGGGCUUAUGACCAUUCGCACCGACGACAUGGAGACUGCUGGCGAAAUGGUCCAGGAUCUUUGUGGGUUUCUCCAGGUCACCGAGCUGGAGAGUUCUGCCAAUUUCCCGGCCGAGAUGGAAAAAUUUCAGCAGGUGCUGACGCGGGUAGAUGAGUAUAACGCUGUCCGCAUGAAGUUGACAGCAGAGAUGGCAGACAGCGCCAACUUGGUCAAGGCGUUGAUCGUAAAAGCCGAAGACUACAGGAUGUUGUCUGACAUGCAGCAUCUGAAGAAGGCUUUUUCCUCGCUGCAACAAACCAACGGGGAUCUGAUCGCUGAGUACAACAAGCGUGCCAACAAUCACCAACAGCUCCUGGCGCAGCUGAAGGAAGUCAACAUGAUGAUCCAGAAGGCUGCUAAGCUACGCAUGGGCCAUGCCAAGAGCCGUGUGGUGGCUGCCUGCCGCCAGGCGAUCAAGCAGAACAACAUCAUGGGCCUCUUCCAAAUCAUCAGGACCGGCCAUGACGCUUCAGGGUGAUCCCCGAGGGAUCUCCAUUUGGUCCGAAAGUCAAAACUCUUUGCCAGCGGCUGCUCAGCGCUGUCGUAUAGCUACAGUGGCAAUGCCCGUCAACAUUUUUGGAUUUCUUAGGGCAAAGUUACAGAAGGCGUAUAGCAGCUUCUUAAAU